Messenger RNA from Drosophila rhopaloa, 881 nucleotides. RefSeq names its product vacuolar-sorting protein SNF8 (gene lsn). Bases 89 to 853 code for a protein of 254 amino acids. The record is from RefSeq and is a predicted model, not a curated record. Gene Ontology annotation, cellular component: ESCRT II complex. NCBI's taxonomy places the organism in Eukaryota, Metazoa, Arthropoda, Insecta, Diptera, Drosophilidae. Gene Ontology annotation, biological process: protein transport to vacuole involved in ubiquitin-dependent protein catabolic process via the multivesicular body sorting pathway. The transcript is spliced from 3 exons.
AACGUAAACAGCUGUUUUCAUUUGUUGUGAUCAAUUUGGUUUGGAUAAAUUCUACUUUUGUUUACAAAUAUCCACCAAAAAAACAAAAAUGCGACGACGAGUAGGCCUGGGAGCCAUCCAGCAACAAAAACUGGCCGCGGAGAAGUAUAAAGAUAAGGGAACCGACCUGCAGGAGAACCAACUCGAACAAAUGACCAAACAAAUGGAGGUUUUCCGUGUGAAACUGGAGGAAUUCGCAAUGAAACACAAGGAGGACAUCCGCAAGAACUCCCAGUUUCGCAAGCAGUUCCAGGAAAUGUGUGCCGCCAUCGGAGUUGAUCCCCUGGCCACAGGCAAAGGAUUCUGGAGUGUCCUCGGAAUGGGGGACUUCUACUAUGAACUGGGUGUCCAGGUGGUGGAGGUUUGCCUGGCUGCUAAUCACAAAACCGGUGGACUCAUGGAACUGGAUGAACUGCGACGACGUCUAAUCGCCGCGAGGGGUCAGAGUGCAGUGCACCAGGAGAUCACCAAGGAGGACAUCCUUAUGGCCGCCAAGAAACUGAGCAUCUUCGGCAAUGGCUUCGUGGUGCACAAAUUGGGCAAGGGAAAGUACAUAGUUCAGUCCAUUCCCGGAGAGCUGAGCAUGGAGGAGACCAACAUUCUGAAUGCAGCCUCCAACACCGAACAAGGCUGCGUUACGCAAAGUCAGCUUAUUAAGGAUUUGGGAUGGACCGACUAUCGUGCCCAACAGUCACUGGACAAGGUGCUCGGCGAGGGCCUCUGUUGGAUUGACAAGCAGGCGGAUGAAGAGCCUUCCUACUGGUUCCCCAGCUUGUUUCCCGGUCGCAAUGCUCAGACUGCAGUUGCCUCUUAGUGCUCUCAUAAAAAUAAUUUAAUCUGUA